Messenger RNA from Chlamydomonas reinhardtii, 1416 nucleotides. RefSeq lists its product as uncharacterized. The transcript is spliced from 7 exons. The annotation marks the transcript as partial. NCBI's taxonomy places the organism in Eukaryota, Viridiplantae, Chlorophyta, Chlorophyceae, Chlamydomonadales, Chlamydomonadaceae. The record is from RefSeq and is a predicted model, not a curated record.
GGCUUAUAUACACUGAAUGAGGGGCUGAGCGACUGGCACUGAAGAAACCUGAAGCAUCCAUGAUUGAAAUGCUGUUUUGAGGUCUUUUUGCAUUGGAAAUAGCAAAAGUAAAUCAUGACGGCCGAUCAGGCCGCGCGGCCGCGCAAGUCGACGCGUGAAACCGGCGAGCUGCCUCCCUACAGCUACAAGCCCUUGAAGCAUCGAUGGGAGCUUAAACUGAACUUUAUGUCAGGCGUAACGCUGGGGCCGUGGCUGUUGUUCCUGUGGACACACGGGCGCGACAUUCACUGGCGCCUGUUCUGGCACCGGGUCGCCUUCCUCAGUCUCAUGGCGGCGAUCAACACUCUGCUGGCGCUGUUUGACUGGCUGCUGCACUCCCGGGCCGUGGCCGCCCAGCCGCUGCACCCCGAGCCGCUGUUCGUGCUGGGCCACCCCCGCAGCGGCACCACACACCUACACAACCUGCUGAGCCGCGACCCCGCCUUCGCCUUCGCCAACACCUUCCACGCGGGCUUCCCCUCCUCCUUCCUGACGCUGGAGCCGGCCCGCGGGCUGCUGCGGGGGCUGCUGGCGCCCACGCGACCCAUGGACCGCAUGGCGCUCAGCUGGGAGCUGCCGGCGGAGGACGAGAUAGCGAUCAACGUGCUGUCGGGCGGCCGCGUGUCGCCGUACGCAGCCCUGGUGCUGCCGCGGGCCUGGCGGGCGGGUGGAGGGGGAGCGGGGAGAGGGGGGAGAGGAGAGGAAGGGGGAGGUGAAGGAGGGGGAGGAGGAGGGUGGGGGAGUGGGCGGGCGGGCGGCGGCGUGGUGGGGCUGCGGGAUUUCCUGGAUUGGGACGCGGAAGAGGAUGAGGAGGCGGAGGCGGAGGAGGCGGAGGAGGGCGAGGAGGUGGAAGGUGAAGCGGAGGCAAAGCCGCCCACAUCUGCCGCGGCUGCAGCGGCUGCUUCAUCCGCGGCGGCAGCGGCGGUGGCAGCAGCAGCGGCAGCUGCGGCGGCGCCUGAUGCGGCAGCAAAUGUCGGGGGUGCAGGCGCAGGGGCCGCAGCAACAGGCGGCCCUCAAGCGAAACGGCAGCAGCAGCAGCAGCAGCAGCAGCAGCAGCAGCAGCAGCAGCAGCAACAAUUGCGUCGGCGGCGGGCGGAGCUGCGGGCGGCGGCGUUUGCGGAGUGGCUGUCGGCUUUCAUGUGGUUCAUGAAAAAGAUCACGUACCGGCACGUGCGGCUGAAGAAGCAGCAGCAGCAGCGGUCGCCAGCCGGCGGCCACCAACCGCCGUCCUCCCAACCGUCGCAACCAUCCCAACCGCCCCAACCGCAACCGCCCAUGCUGCUGAUCAAGAGCCCGGUGCACACGGCGCGGCUGGCCACGUGGCUGCGGCUGUUCCCUCGGGCGCGGUUCGUGUUCGUGCACCGCCACCCUCUGGAG